UGAUGCACUGCGUGUCGGUGACGUGUUCCACGCGCUGCGCUCGGUUCUUCGUGUUUGUCCGGGUCUGAUCUGUCACCGUGUUUCUAUCAUUCAUUCCUCACAGAUUACCGGAGACUUUCCGCGCUCUCUACCUGCACUGAUCUCCCGGUAAACGCGCGGCUGUAGCUCGGUAUCCUGAGUAACGCGCGAGAUGUUGUUGUCCGCCGUGCCGAAGCGUUUGCUCAUGCGCAUGUCGCGCAGCUUGUCACCCUGUCGCGCGCUUCACACCGAACCCGGCGAGUCCAAUGUGCACGAGCUUGAAACGGCUGUAAGGAGCUAUCCGGUGAUUUUCUCGUCUCGCGCGUCCAGAAAGUGUGCGCAAAUGAAGGAGCGCGAGGAAGCGUGUAGCAGCAGUGAUAACCUUCACGCGCAAUACCGCCAGCUGGCCAGCAGGUGGCGCACGAGCCUGGAGAGUCGGAGGAGCUCGUGGGCAGCGCUGGUCACCGCAGGACACUCCGGGACUUACCGGGAGGAGAUCUGGGGGCAGGACACCGAGGGGCAGAGCACCGGGGGGCAGAACACCGGGGGGCAGAACACCGUGGGGCAGAACACCGGGCCCGGGGGGUGGAGAGGAGCAGCUUCGGCAGGAAUUCUGUCCACUGCCGCCCUGGCCUUCUGCUUCAACAGAGACAACCACAGCAACACCGGUGAAGCUCUUUUGGAUGCAGCCAGAUCUAACAACGCUGAGGAGGUGAAAAGGUUGCUGGCAGAUGGAGUUGAUCCAAACACUCGUCACCGUCUCGGCUGGACCGCACUCAUGGCCGCCUCCAUGAACAGACAGCACAAUGUGGUGCAGGUUCUGUUGGAGUCCGGCGCUGAUCCGAACCUCGGGAGACGACUUCAGCAAUGUUUAUGGAACUGCACGGGAUAAAGGCAUAAACUCACUGGAGGUGUUGGUGAUGAGGGAGGACAAGUUCAGUAAUCGUCUCAGCACUCGGGCCAGUUUCCGUGGUUGCACAUCGCUGCAUUACGCUGUACUCGCUGAUGACCUCCGCACUGUGCGCAUGCUCCUUGAUGCAGGUAAGGUCAAAGAUCAGGUCACACCUGGCCGUACCAUACAGUGCGAGCGCACACAUACACACUCCUUAACCAGUAGAUAAUGGCUCCUUAAACAAGUGACCCCCGUCGCCGGACGCAGUUAGGCUCAAGUUGACCUUUAACCCCUGGGAUAGAAGAGCC
Molecule: messenger RNA, 1218 nt
Organism: Ictalurus furcatus (blue catfish)
Lineage: Eukaryota; Metazoa; Chordata; Actinopteri; Siluriformes; Ictaluridae
Product: caseinolytic peptidase B protein homolog
Exons: 5
Coding region: 191-910 (239 amino acids)
Cellular component (GO): cytoplasm; nucleus
Molecular function (GO): protein binding
Source: RefSeq, a predicted model, not a curated record